GACAGCAGGCAGACCGGGUCGACCGAGUGCACGCGUGCACAUUGACUCCGAAUAUACGUGAUUAUGCACGAUGCGUGCGCGCCAUGUCGUCGUGAAGGAGCGACGGCAGCCAGUGCGGUGAGCGAGCGCGUUGCGCGUCUCGCCAAGUGAUACGGAGUGCGCGGCAGCCAGAUCGUGCGGUGACGUGCGAAGUGAGGUGCGGAAACGAGGGAAGAAAGAAGAAGAGGAAAAAAAAAGAACGGUCGUCGUCACCGGCAACGGCCGCGCGUCUCGCAUCUCGUUCGUACGCGCUCGGCGGUACUGUGUCGCAAAGGGGCGACGUGUGCGCGGGGCGGAAGGAGGAAAGAGAGAGAAGAGGCAAAAUCGCGGUGUUCGUCUCGCAUGUCCGCUAAACCGCCACGCGAAUUCGGAUCAGCCUUGAUCGAGACAUCGUAGAGUGACUACGGUCGAAAGAAUGGAGGCCAUGGAUGUGGAUGGGGAUUCAGUGGUGGAUUUGAGCAUCAGCAGUAGUGGUAGGCGCAAUUCCCCAUCCCUUUCUGUGAAUUCUGGUGACAUCCCGUUAGACUUAGGGGUUCACUUUUCCACCGGUUCCAAUUUGGAAAACAACAUGCCAGAAGCACGUAAUAUACAGAAUGCAACUCGGGGCAUUUUGGCUCCUAAACGAUCGCAUGGAGAUGAACGUAAACCUCGUCGUAAUCUUAGACCUAGAAUCGAGAGGAGCUACGCCGAGAGUCCCGAUGAACCUAGGAUGAACGGCUAUUUAAAUGGAAACGCAUCGGACAGCGAUGAAGGCGACAUGCCCCCGUUGGUCCCAAUCAAAGAAUUGUCGUCCGACGAGCUGGCUGAACGUGAAAGAAUGCUCAGAAAAUAUAAAGAAGAGCUCAAAUCGGAAGAAAUGAAAUUAGUGCUUCUAAAAAAGUUGCGUCAAUCUCAGCAACUGAAAGAGAACAUCGCGGCAGCACCGAAGGUUCUCAAUAAAUUACCACCGCCAGUAGCGACACAGCAGGUACCCCACAGAGCAGGGAAAGCGCCCCCGCCUUUGCUUAAGGGUCAGCCCGCACCAAGCAGAAGUAGUAGUUUACACGCUCCACCACCUGGCAUGGUACUACCUCCUACCGCUGGUCGAAAUACCAUUCCGAGUACAGGGAUGCCUCCGAAUAUGGUGAUACCACAACCACCUCAUCCUAGAGGAAGACCACCUACUGUACCAGCAGCAACUGUUUCCAGUUAUCAUGCGCCGACAGAUAGAACAGAGAGAUCUACAAAGGAUCCAACACCGGCGCCAGCGCAUCAAGUAAGUAAGCUGCUUGCUGGAUCGCAAGAAAAUAAAACCACCGCAUCCUUAAGCACACCUGUGAAUUCGGAACAGGAUAGAACAGCGCGGGAAGAAACACCUGCUCAACGUCAAGCAGCUGCCAAAAUGGCUCUGAGGAAACAGCUCGAGAAAACACUGUUACAAAUACCACCGCCGAAACCGCCACCUCCAGAGAUGCACUUUGUACCGAAUCCUUCCAAUACGGAAUUCAUUUAUCUGGUCGGUUUGGAACAUGUAGUCGAUUUUAUAACGAGGGAACCGGCUAUACCACCACCUCCCGAACCAUUUGAGUGCUCACAAUGCAAAACAGAUUUCACACCUGUAUGGAAAUGGGAGAAACCCAUGCCUGGUGGUAAGAAAGACAGUCCCAGAGGACAACAUGCAACUUUCCAGCGACCAUCAGCGGGUCGUGAUCCGAGAGUCAUAUGUGAACACUGUGUUACAACCAAUGUCAAGAAAGCACUGAAAGCAGAGCAUACUAAUCGAUUAAAAACUGCUUUCGUGAAAGCGCUACAGCAAGAGCAGGAAAUAGAGCAAAGGUUAGCACAAGCGGCAUGUCCAAGUCCAGAUCCUCCCGCUCCAAAACCAGUUCCUAAGGCAGCAACUCCCACAAGAAGAGUAGCUACACCGCCUGCACCUCCGCCGCAGGUACCACCGGCACCCACGUUGACACCGACGCCUCCCGCGCCAAAGCUGCAGGAGCAUCCCUUGGUGAAACUGGCUGAAAGCGGAAAGUUCGGUCCGCAUCAUGCAGCUGCUGCGGCUGCCUUGCAACAGCAAUUGAUCAGAGAAUUAACGAAGAAUCCAGUAACAGGUCUACCUGGACCACAUCAGCCCCUUCCUGCUCACAUGAUGCCGCAUUUUACCUCGAUAUUGUAUCCGUAUCAAUUAGCGAUGGCUGCUGGUGGUAAAGGCCUCGUAGAGUUACAACGACAAGCGGCGGAUCUUCAACGUCAAUAUCUGCUCGACAUGAUUCCGUCGCAAGCGUCUCAAGCACAAGGCAAUCAAGCACCACCGAGAGCCCACCCACACAACUGGAAAACGUAACCGGACGCAUUUAAGGGAUGAUGUAGCAGUAAAUGCGAAUAGAUGAAACAGUGAAUCUGUGUAAUGGAAGAUGAAAAAAGCUAAGGGAAGAAUCCAAUAAAGUGUGCAGUUGAUCGUAAUUUUGUGCGCCUGAACGCUACGCUAUGCCAAUCGCAACAUUAGUGUUUCAGUUAAGAUGAAGCUCAACUUGAAAUAUGUCAGAAAAAUGACAUUCGUUAGUAUUGUAUAAAGAAUAAUUAAUCGUUGUGAAUAUG
Messenger RNA from Pogonomyrmex barbatus (red harvester ant), 2616 nucleotides. RefSeq names its product transcriptional repressor p66-beta simjang (gene simj). The record is from RefSeq and is a predicted model, not a curated record. NCBI's taxonomy places the organism in Eukaryota, Metazoa, Arthropoda, Insecta, Hymenoptera, Formicidae. Gene Ontology annotation, biological process: negative regulation of transcription by RNA polymerase II. Gene Ontology annotation, cellular component: NuRD complex.